Molecule: messenger RNA, 3358 nt
Organism: Schistosoma haematobium
Lineage: Eukaryota; Metazoa; Platyhelminthes; Trematoda; Strigeidida; Schistosomatidae
Product: Elongation of fatty acids protein 2
Exons: 9
Coding region: 312-1478 (388 amino acids)
Cellular component (GO): nucleus
Molecular function (GO): DNA binding; 5'-flap endonuclease activity; magnesium ion binding
Source: RefSeq, a predicted model, not a curated record
AAAAACUUCGCGCGAAAUCCCUGGCGCGUCUUUUCGAAUUUGUGCGGUUUGUCGCAUUUCUUCGUCCCAGACACACAACGUACUUUUGACCUAGCCACUGAGACUACUUAUUUGUAUCUUCUCUGGUGAUUUGUUCCUGAUCGAGUUGCACAUCACACUGUAGACGUGUAGCUCAAUACAUUAAUUCUUAACGGAGCAUCAACUCUAACCUCAUUGCAUCAUUACUCCUGUAUCCCGUUCCACUUUUCACCAUCCGACGGACUCUGUGUGCACGAUUAUUAAACCGGGCCUAUAGAUCAUCUGCCAUAAACAUGGGAGUUCAUCAGUUGAGCAAGGUAAUUGGUGAUAAUGCACAGAAAGCAGUCAAAAGCUGUGAAAUCAAAUCAUAUUUCGGAAGAAAAGUAGCAAUUGACGCUUCUAUGUCAAUUUACCAGUUUCUUAUUGCUGUUAGACAAGAAGGGAAUACUCUAAUGAAUGCAGAAGGAGAGUCGACUAGCCAUUUGAUGGGCAUGUUUUAUAGAACAAUAAGAAUGAUAGAAAAUGGAAUCAAACCUGUAUAUGUUUUUGAAGGAAAACCACCCUCUAUGAAAGCUGGAGAGUUAGCCAAACGCUCUGACAGACGUAUUGAAUCAACUAAAGAAUUAGCCAAAGCAGAAGCUGAAGAAGAUUUAGAAGCUAUUGAGAAAUUCUCCAAACGUUUAGUUAAGGUUACUCCAGCUCAUAACGAAGAUUGCAGACAGCUUCUUAAUUUAAUGGGUGUUCCAUUUGUUAAUGCACCUGGAGAAGCAGAAGCGCAAUGUGCAGUAUUGGCGAAGUCAGGAAAAGUUUAUGCUGUAGGGACUGAAGAUAUGGAUGCAUUGGCAUUUGGUACUCCAGUUCUGCUACGACAUUUGACAUUCAGUGAAGCCAGAAAAAUGGCCAUUCAAGAGUUCAACCUGACGUCAGUUCUUGAAGGUCUUGGUUUAACUAUGGAUCAAUUUAUAGAUUUGUGCAUAUUACUUGGUUGUGACUACGUUGAUACAAUACGAGGAAUCGGUCCUAAGAAAGCGUUAGAUUUGUUGCAUAAGUAUCAGUCGAUUGAUUGUGUUUUGAAGAAUAUCGAUAAAUCUAAAUAUCCUGUCCCAGACGAUUGGCCUUACGAAGAUGCGAAAAAGCUUUUCUUGAAUCCCGAGGUGACAGACCCUUCAUCAAUUGAACUUAAAUGGAAUGAACCAGAUGAAGAAGGUUUGGUAGAGUUUCUAUGCCACAAACAUGGGUUCAAUGAAGAACGUAUAAGAAAUGGAGCGAAAAAGUUAUUAAAAGCCAGAAAUACAACUACUCAAGGUCGAAUAGACAACUUUUUCAGCUGUGUUCCAUCAAAAAGUAAUUCAUCCACGUCGACUCCCAACAGCAAUCACAAAAAGGUAUCAAACAGUGCAUCUGAUCGUAAACGUAAAAGUAACGCUGGUACGACGAACGGAUACAAAAAGCCAAAAUAAACCAAACAUCCUCAAAAUUUCUCCAAAACUGUUUCCGGUGAAUUGUUACCACUUUCGUCAGUUUCAUGUGUCCUUCACUUGUGUAUGUACUUGUUCAUUAUAGCUCAUCAGAUCUUUAGAAUAAAUUAUUUAUUGGUGUAUGAAAUAAGGCUCGGUUUCCUCCUUUAUACCAAUAGAACACUAAUUUGUCUUAGAUGAAUAUCUACACUAGAUACCUUGCCAGUCUAUUCUACAGGAUUUCAACACAACUUGGAUCAAGAAGACAUGGCCAACCUAACAAGAACAUGAGUAUAUUUCCACGCCAACAAUAGUACCAAAGGGUAGGAAAAUACAUAGCGCACCUAAUAUGUCAGACUACUUACUAGUUCGACAAGGUAAAAGACCGAUCACUAGCUUCCUAGCCCACACAUCAGUGUAUGACACCUGAAAAUCGUUUGCUGGGGCCAUAACUCAUUUCUUCAAUAGUCCUAUUCAGGACUACGUGCUCAGUCAAAUCUCAUUCCCGGUCUUGCUACUAUUUCACUGUUGAUAGAUACAAUAGACGUUGGAAUAUUUCUUCACCAUUGUUAUAGUAUUUUUAUGUGGCUUUUGGUACCCGUGUAGUAAGGACAUACGACACAAGGUAUGACUAAUUUAGAGUACGAAAUUACUUAAUUGACAAGCGUAUCUAGUCUCAAGUGUCUUCAUCCCCAUGUUUCUAGAAUGAGACGUGCGUUUUAAUAUCUUUCUCUUCGGAGCUAAAGUUUUGUAGCAGGUUUUCAUUCCUUAUGCCGUAACGUUAGUUAUAUCAUAAAGGGGCUGACCUAGUUUUUUAUCGCAGCAUUAGUUCUCGCCUUCCAAAAUCGUUCUCCUGUACUGGAGUUAGGAAUUGCGAAAAAUCCUGAUAAUAUGUGUGCCCGGAAAUAUCACCAACCCAUCAUUUCUAUGGAGUACAAGAUCAACGACAGUCAAGGCAAAUGCUGGAGACACAGAAGCAAACGAGCAAGUGAAGAAGAGUAUCAAAGCCGACAAGCAGAAAUACGUUGAAGACCUAGCAACGAUAGCAGUAAAAGCUGCAAGAGAAGGAAAUAUGACACAACGAAUAAACUAGCGGAAAAUUAUAGUAAACCAGAGAGACCAAUUAAAGACGAACAAGGCAGGAAAUCACAGAUUCAAGAACAGAGGAACAGGUGGGUUGAACACUCCGAAGAACUCUUGAGUAGACCAGCCCCACUGAAUUCUCCGGACAUUAAAGCGGUAUACAUAGAUAUUCCUAUAGCUGUCACUCCACCAAUUAUCGAAGAAAUCAGCAUGGCCAUAAGACAAAUCAAAAGUGGGAAAGCAGCAAGACCUGAAAACAUAUCAGCUGAAGUACUGAAUUCAGACAUAAAAGCAACUGUAAAGAUGCUCCACGUUCUAUUCAGAGAUUUGGGAGUAAGAACAAUUGCUGGCAGACCGGAAAGAAUACCGCAUCAAGAUACCAAAGAAAGAUCUGAACAAAUGUGAGAACUACAGAGGUAUCACACUACUACCAGUACCAGGAAAAGUUUUCAACAGAGUAUCGCUAAACCAGAUGAAAGAUUCAGCUUCAAGAUCAACAGGCUCCAUUCCGUAAUUGUCGGCUGUACACAGGCCAAAUCGCGACACUACGAAUCAUCACAAUUGAUUGAUCACUGGGUGGUGAUCAAUGGCAUGCUUGUCUAGUCCUUAUUAGUGCAGAUCAAAUGCUAUCGAUCAUGUUGCAAUGUGGCCACCAGUCUAGGUGACUCGACACUGCAGGCACUAUAUAUUGAGAUUUAGAUUGUGGUUGGAGGUAGUCAACAGGCAACCCUGGACCCGGGUUUCGUGCCACUUGGCACUCGUCAGCAAGGUGUACCUGUAAUCUUGAGGGAACUGGUGCU